AUGGCACUCGUCGUUUUGCAUCCGGCAAACAGAGUCAUACUCAGCCACGUCAACCAUUAUAAAACAUUCAAGUCCGCGUUUACGUGCAUUGUACCACUGACCAUAAUGGCACGAGUCUGCUGUAAUGGAACCCGAGCAAUUCCUAGCCAACAACACUUGAUUGAUACUAUCGCUCUGCCUCAACAUCAGGUUCCCAACACAUCUCUGGAUAUGCCCGGCCCAUUAUCCAGCAGUAGUGAAAGUGUGUUGGCUCCAUCGUCAAGUCCCAUGCCAACACAAGCAGCAACACCACAGCCGGCACCGGCGCCAGUGCCAGCGCCAGUGCUAGACCUCAAUCUCGCGGAUCUUGAGCUGAUGAUGAACUGGUACAGCAUCGACAUACACCCUUUCUCGACCGACUUAGAAUACAAAAUUGUCUGGCAGGAAGCACUUCGGCGGGAAUCGCUCACAUAUCCGUUCUUAAUGCAUGGAAUUCUAGCGGUAUCUGGUCUUGAGCUUGGACGAAGAUCAGGGUGUAACGCCUCCAAUAUCAAACAACAGCUAUAUCUGGCCCUCGCCCUUGGCCACCACUCUCGGGCUGUGGCUCUAUCCCAACCAUUACUAGGAAAUAUCAAUGAAGAAAAUUGCAAGGCUGUGUUCCUGGUUUCGAUCCUUCUUACUGUCUUCGCAUUUGGGUCCUCGCAGGUCUUGAACUCAGGGGAUGCCUGCAACUCUAUCAACCAGCUCCAUCUUGUCUUUCUUCUUGCAAGAGGUAUGCAGCAGGCAUAUUCUACUGCAGCAGAUCAGAUUAAGGGCGGUGCAUUUGAUGUAAUCAUGAAACUAGACGAUUACACCCCGUGGCUACCCCACGAUGCAAUGACAGCGUUACGGAAGCUCAGCCAACACAAUAAAAACUACAAACGAUACACUGUCCAGAAUGAGAAGAAUGCUUACGAGACUGCCAUAGACCUAGUUCAGUUCAUAUUCAAGCAGAUUCACGGGGGUUCGACAAGACCUAAUCCAGUGAUUACAUGGGCAACAACGGUGCCUCCGCUCUACCUGGAGCUUAUGAGGGCACGUAGGCCCAUGGCACUUGUUAUACUGGCUCAUUACUGCGUCGCCCUGCACCACCUUAGAGGGAUAUGGUGGGUCGAUGGGUGGAGUGUUCCACUCCUGCGGGAAAUUUGGUCAUCGCUUGAUGGGGAGUGGAGGAAAUCGCUUCGAUGGGUGGUUGCAGUGACGAAAUUCACACCUUAG
This is a messenger RNA of Histoplasma capsulatum G186AR, 1236 nucleotides long. Its product is annotated as C6 zinc finger domain-containing protein. NCBI's taxonomy places the organism in Eukaryota, Fungi, Ascomycota, Eurotiomycetes, Onygenales, Ajellomycetaceae. Gene Ontology annotation, molecular function: DNA-binding transcription activator activity, RNA polymerase II-specific. The transcript is spliced from 2 exons. Gene Ontology annotation, biological process: regulation of transcription by RNA polymerase II. Bases 1 to 1236 code for a protein of 411 amino acids. The record is from RefSeq and is a predicted model, not a curated record.